Messenger RNA from Amphiprion ocellaris (clown anemonefish), 2142 nucleotides. RefSeq names its product Rho guanine nucleotide exchange factor (GEF) 3, like (gene arhgef3l). NCBI's taxonomy places the organism in Eukaryota, Metazoa, Chordata, Actinopteri, Pomacentridae. The record is from RefSeq and is a predicted model, not a curated record. Gene Ontology annotation, molecular function: guanyl-nucleotide exchange factor activity. The coding region runs from base 309 to 1850 and encodes 513 amino acids. Gene Ontology annotation, biological process: positive regulation of Rho protein signal transduction; intracellular signal transduction. The transcript has 13 exons.
AAAGUAAUGCUAUUGAAGUUUGACGACCCGGUUCACAAGUUUUACUGAUGAAUUUCGCGUUAACUUUUGAGCGCUCCUCCCCGAGAAGAGCGGAUACAUGUAUGUGUGUGCAACUCUAAAGGAUGUGGUCGGGUCUGAGAUGAGGAAGAAAGUGAGGAGGAAGGAGAGCACUGAACUCUUCAACGAGCUCCUUGAAAACAAGUCGCCUGUAGAUCACUGAAACAGAAAAGACCGGCGUACAUUUGGAUUAUUUCUCUUUUUGAGAAAGUGUCAUGAUUCUGUGAAGAUGCACUGAAGAGAAAGAAAAGAUGGAAGUGGAGGAGACUGGUGAAACAAGGACUUCCUGGUCUUUUGUAUCAGGAGAGACACACUCCGUCCUCUGUGACCAUGCUGGGAAGAAGAGAAAACAAGACUCGACCCCAGAACCUGUGAUCAGAAUCAUGGAGGAUGAGGAACAAGAGGAGGGUGAAAUGAUGUCUGACCACAUGAAGGAUUUAGAGGAACCCAGUAAUAAAAGGGUGAAACCUGUGGCCAAGUCCAAUAGCCUAACAGGUGUCAUUCCCCAAGUGAAGACACCUGCUCUGAAACGCAUUGGGAUGAGUAUUUCGCGGUCCAUUAGUUUUCGCACAGAGGCUCGACCUUUGCCUCCGGCUCCCCUCCGCAACCGGACGAAGGCCUCGUCGUUUCCACGGCGACGCAACAGCCAGUGCUGGAGCGACACCGUGGAGAGUCACGACCUCACCGCCAAGGAAAUCAAACGGCAAGAGGUGAUCUAUGAGCUGACUCAGGGGGAGAGGCAACUUAUAGAAGACCUCAGUUUGGUCAAGAAGGUGUACUAUGAGCCCAUGCUGAAGUUGGACAUCUUGACGGAGAGCGAGCUCGGACAGAUCUUUGGUACUCUGGACUCACUUAUUCCGCUGCAUGAAGAUCUUCUGAGUCGUCUUGAGCGACUGAGGGGUUCAGAGAAAACAGUUGGAGAGGUGGGGCCUACUCUGAGAGACUGGUUCCCUUGCCUGGGGGCCUAUAUUACAUAUUGCUGUAACCAGGUGGGGGCCAAAGCCUUGCUGGACCAGAAAAAGCAAGAGAAAAAGGUGGAGGAGUUCCUGCGCCUGUGCCAGGAGUCUUCGUUCAGCAGAAAACUGGACUUGUGGAACUUCCUGGAUCUGCCUCGAAGUCGUUUAGUAAAAUACCCUUUGCUGUUGAAAGAGAUACAGAAGUGCACUCCUCCAGAGCACCCGGAUGAGGACACAUUGCCUGAAGCUCUGGAGGUCAUCCAGGACGUUGUGGCCGAGGUGAACAAGAAGACAGGGGAGGCAGAGUGUCAGUUCUACAGACGGGGUCUCCACUAUCUCGAAGAGAGCCAGAGACUACCAGAGAUCCAGCAGUCACGCUUCCUAUACUGCCACGGAGAACUCAAGAACAACAAGGGCCAGCGGCUGCACGUGUUCCUGUUUGAGCUGGCUUUGGUGCUGACCAGACCAGCGGACAGCAGUCACUUGUUUAAUGUGUACAGACAGCCGCUGCCCAAUGCCUUGUUAAAUCUGGAGGAGAUCCCAGAUGGUGAGGCAAGUGGAGGAGGCAGCUUCAGAGGAGCCUUCACUGGAGGAAAUGAUAAAGUGAAGAAUUGUUUCCGUGUGAGCAGCAGAGGGCGCUCCAAAGCUCACCCGUACAGCCUGCAGGCCAACGACUCCUUCAGCAAGCAGCAGUGGAUCACCUGUCUGCGGCAGGCCAUCGUCCAGUCUCGGGAUAGGACUGCUCAGACCUCUUUCCACCUCGAACCCGCCCUGCGUCACAUAGCUGACCUCAACCUUAGCUCGGACACAGAAAUGGCAGACCAUACCAGUCGCUGACUGUCAGACUGAUCCCCAGGUGGCCUGUGGAGCCUCUAUAAGUGCCCCUAUGGAUAUGUACAUUGACAUUAAAGAGAAUAAAUGGGACUGUUCGCGAAAGAUGAUAGUGCUUCAACACACACAUUGAAUUUCUUCAUGGUUUACUUUUCUUUUCUUGCUGUUUGUGAUUGUGGUGAUGCGUACUGUACAUAGUGGGAACAGUAUUAUUGAAUGUGAAUUUGCCACUGAAAAUGUUCAUGUUGUAUUUUUAAUAAACUGACACUUAAAAUACUCUUAAGGUACUCAUGGAGAU